Camellia sinensis is the source of this 1935-nucleotide messenger RNA. RefSeq names its product phospholipid/glycerol acyltransferase family protein (gene ATS1). Gene Ontology annotation, biological process: phosphatidylglycerol biosynthetic process. NCBI's taxonomy places the organism in Eukaryota, Viridiplantae, Streptophyta, Magnoliopsida, Ericales, Theaceae. Gene Ontology annotation, molecular function: glycerol-3-phosphate O-acyltransferase activity. Gene Ontology annotation, cellular component: chloroplast stroma. The record is from RefSeq and is a predicted model, not a curated record.
UAUCUCUCUCUCUCUCUACCCAACACUUUCUUUCUUUCUCUCUCUCUCUCUCUCUCUACACAGACUAUGUUGAUCCUCUCUUCCUCGCCUCACGGAUACGUCUUCUCCACCACAGCUAGGGUUUCUUCGUCAUCUUCAGUCUCCUCGUCUUCCAAGCUCAGCUUGAUCUCUUGCUCGUUGCCUCUUCGAUCGAGCGUUCGCAAGUUUCCGUGCUUCGUUCUUUGCUGCUCUUCGAAGGCUAGAGGAAUGGUGGAGAUGGUGCAGGACAAGGAGUCUGCGGUGGCCGUCGCCGCCUCCAGCUCCCCGGCGGACCUCGGCCAUUCACGUACAUUUCUCGAUGUCCAGACCGAGGAAGAUCUGCUUUCCGGAAUAAAGAAGGAAGUAGAAGCUGGAAGUAUUCCGUCAAAUGUUGCUCAGGCAAUGGAGGAACUCUAUCAGAAUUAUCGAAAUGCGGUUUUCCAAAGUGGAAUUCCCAAUGCAGAUGGGAUUGUUUUGUCAAACAUGACUGUUGCACUUGAUCGUAUUUUCAAAGAUGUGGAGGAUCCUUUUGUCUUCUCGCCAUAUCACAAAGCCAUACGCGAACCUUUUGAUUACUACAUGUUUGGUCAGAAUUAUAUCCGUCCUUUGAUUGAUUUCAGGAGUUCAUAUGUUGGCAACGUCUCCGUUUUCAAUGAAAUGGAAGAGGAGCUUCGACAGGGCCAUAAUAUUGUCUUGAUUUCCAACCACCAGACUGAAGCAGAUCCAGCUGUUAUUGCAUUGCUGCUCGAAGCAACACAUCCACAUAUUGCUGAGAAUACCUAUGUGGCUGGAGAUAGAGUCAUAACUGAUCCUCUUUGCAAGCCCUUCAGCAUGGGAAGGAAUCUCCUGUGCGUGUACUCAAAAAAGCACAUGUAUGAUGUUCCUGAGCUUGCUGAGAUGAAAAAAAGAUCCAAUACUAGAAGUUUAAAGGAAAUGGCUUUGCUUUUAAGGGGUGGAUCACAAAUAAUAUGGAUUGCACCAAGUGGGGGAAGGGACCGCCCAGAUCCUAUCACAAAAGAAUGGUAUCCGGCACCCUUUGAUGCUACUUCAGUGGACAAUAUGAGAAGACUCACAGAACAUGCUGGUGUUCCUGGUCAUAUAUAUCCCUUAGCAAUACUAUGCUAUGACAUUAUGCCCCCUCCACCCCAGGUUGAGAAAGAAAUAGGAGAGAGAAGAGAUAUCUCCUUUCACGGGGUUGGAAUAUCCGUGGCACCCCCAGUCAGUUUUCAGGACAUUGCUGCUUCCCAUGGUGACUCUGAAGAGGCUAAGACGGCAUAUACACAGGCCCUAUAUGAUUCUGUUGUGGACCAGUGCAAUGUGCUCAAAUCUGCUAUACAUGGCAAAAAAGGUCUGGAGGCAUCAGUUCCUACUAUCUCAUUGUCGCAACCAUGGAAUUAGUCAACCACUUGUACUAUAACCUGUUGCUCUAUAAUCAGGCUAAGACAAUCCUUUUUGACGUAGUUUGUAUAGCUUCUCAACAGGUCUGUUCUCUUAAUCUAGAAACGAUUGCCCGAGGAAGCCUUAGUUUCAUAACCAAAUUGCAUCUCCGGUGAAUUCUGCUAUCAUUGAUCCAGUUUUCACGUGCUCAUUUUUUUUGUGGAGAUGAAAUGAACAGAAACUGGAGUUGUCUUGGAAGCUUUGUCUGAGGUGCGUACUGUACAGUUUGUUAGUCUUACUUCUUGUAAAGAAUUGAGCCAUUCGUUGGUGAGGAACUCACUUUGUAUAUUUUACCUAUACUGUGUAUGAGAUUUUGUUUUCAAAUCAUCCAAAUCUGAAUCACCAAAUUUCCUCAUCUGAAAAUGAUACCGAGGAAAUAAAAAUGUUACAAAGUGGCAGAGUAAACUUUGAUGGUGCUUACUCCCCCACCCCUUUUUUUAAUCUCGGUAAAUUUACUGCCAAUUUAGUAAGACUUUUAAA